This is a messenger RNA of Echinops telfairi (small Madagascar hedgehog), 412 nucleotides long. It is a transcript of the gene LY6D, whose product is annotated as lymphocyte antigen 6 family member D. Gene Ontology annotation, biological process: lymphocyte differentiation. Lineage: Eukaryota; Metazoa; Chordata; Mammalia; Afrosoricida; Tenrecidae. The record is from RefSeq and is a predicted model, not a curated record. The coding region runs from base 20 to 412 and encodes 130 amino acids. The transcript is spliced from 3 exons. Gene Ontology annotation, cellular component: cell surface.
GGGGCCCCACCACUCCCGGAUGACUCCCAUGAUGAAGCUGGCCCUCUUGCUCUUUGCUGUGCUGGCCGUGGUCAUCGGGCCAGCCAGGGCACUCCAAUGCCACGUGUGUGAAAGCUCCUCCAACUGUAAGGAGGCCCAGAGCUGCCCGUCCAGCGCGCGCUACUGCCGGACCGUCGUGACGGUGGAGACGCUGUCCGGGAACCUGGUGAAGAAGGACUGUGCGGACCACUGCCAGCCCAGCCUAAGCCAGCAGGGCCAGGUCAGCAGCGGCUCGUCCACCACCAUGUGCUGCCAGGGCAACCUGUGCAACAGCCGAAGCACCAGCAAGGCCGCCCCGCGUGCCACCCGCACCGCCCUGGCACUGCCGCUGGCCCUCGGCCUCCUCGCCCUGGGCCUGGCGCCCUGCCUGUGA